AGUAUCAUGGUGAUGGCUGGCUUUGUCAAAAACAUUUGGAAGUGGCCCUUUCCGUCUGGAGGCAGCCAACAGGUAAGCCAAAAUGGGCGCUUAUAAAUACAUCCAGGUACUAUGGGGGAAGAAGCAGUCCGAUGUGAUGCGCUUUCUUCUCAGGGCGCGCUGCUGGCAGUAUUGCCAGCUGUCGGCCCUCCACGGGGCACCCCACUCCACCCGGCCGGAUAAAGCUAGAAGACUGGGAUACAAAGCCAAGCAAGGUUAUGUCAUAUAUCGGAUACGUGUGCACCGUGGUGGCCUCAAACGUCCAGUUCCAAAGGGUGCAACCUAUGGCAUGCCUGUCCACCAUGGUGUAAAUCAGCUGAAGUUUGCUAGAAGCCUUCAAUCUGUUGCUGAAGAGCGAGCUGGACGCCACUGUGGAGCUCUGAGAGUCCUCAAUUCUUACUGUGUUGGUGAAGAUUCCACGUACAAAUUUUUUGAGGUUAUCCUCAGCGAUCCAUUCCAUAAGCUAUCAUUCCAAGAUCCAUUCCAAGCUAUCAGAAGAAACCCUGACACCCAAUGGAUCACUAAACCAGUCCACAAGCACAGGGAGAUGCAGGGGCUAACAUCUGCAGGCCACAAGAGCCGUGGCCUUGGAAAGGGCCACAAGUUUCACCACGCUAUUGGUGGUUCUCGCCGAGCAGCUUGGAGAAGGCGCAAUAUGUUCCAGCUCCACCGUUACCGCUAAUUAAGUAAUGUUUGCAAAAUUCUUACCUAAUAAACAAUUUAGGACAGUUAUGUCUGCUUAAAAGUGUUCUUUAAUUUGUUAAAACAAGUGUCUGCAGGUUGUUUCAUGAAUGCAUUGUCAAAUUAUGAAAGUUAAAGUGCAAUAAUGUUUGAAGGCUGUAAGUGAUAUAUCUUGUUUCUAAUAAGAUAAAUGCUUUGUCUUUGCUUUAUCUUAUUAGGGAGUUACAUGUCAGUGUUUAAAAUGCCAUUUGGUAUAAUAGGUGUAAAAUCCUGUAAAAAAAGAGUGCAGAAACUAGCACUAUAGCUUUCUUGGUGCAUGUGAUAAAACCUAUAACUUCAUUGGGGUAAUGUGAUGAUCUGGUUUUCUCAAGUGGUUGUUUUAGGAGUUGGUGAGAACAAAUUUAAGUUGGAUUUUACUUGAAACGUGAAUGUUAUCCUAAUCCUUUGUUGUGAUUGUAUGCAGAAAAAAAAUGAAAGUUAACUAGGGCCCACAUUUUUAGUCCAAUAUUCCAUUUUUAUAACUUGCUUCUGAAAAUCAGUAUAAAAGCUACUAUUUCUAGGAGAAUUGAAUAAACCUGUUACAAGACCUGUUCUUAUAAAUGAAAUAUCCUGGUUAACAUAAACAAGUGUCUCCACGAUACCAUUCAAGUCAAGGCUCCUGAUUGAAUCCCAUUACUUCAUGGGGCAUGUAGGAUCCUGAAUU
Talpa occidentalis (Iberian mole) is the source of this 1423-nucleotide messenger RNA. RefSeq names its product 60S ribosomal protein L15-like. Gene Ontology annotation, molecular function: structural constituent of ribosome; RNA binding. Gene Ontology annotation, biological process: cytoplasmic translation. The coding region runs from base 83 to 721 and encodes 212 amino acids. Gene Ontology annotation, cellular component: cytosolic large ribosomal subunit; ribosome. NCBI's taxonomy places the organism in Eukaryota, Metazoa, Chordata, Mammalia, Eulipotyphla, Talpidae. The transcript has a single exon. The record is from RefSeq and is a predicted model, not a curated record.